AGUGAAUAUUUGCCUUGAACUAGCUCAUUCUGGGACGACACUGCUCUUUGGGCUUUAUUGUGUUCUAAAUUUUUUUGGGAAUACCCUGGUUAAAUAAAUUACUUAGCCGAUUAUCCAGUAUAAUCCGAUGUCUUGAAAUAUAGUGAACAUCUCAUUCAAUAAUAUUUAACAUUCAUUUGCAGCCCUACACAAAAAUUCCCCCAGUAAAAUGUCAAAAAUUCAAAAAAUAACCACCGAAGAUUGGACGGACCUACCUCUUCACACGGUACUUUUUGAGUGGCUUAACAAGAAUGUUGCAAUUCCGUCGGACCUAAGCAAAUUUAUCGCUUAUAUUGCCAUGUUUAUAAUUCUCUGGUACACAAUAGUAUGGACGACAAGAUUUGUUAUUAGUAUUAUAUGGCCACUAUUCCUAAUUACCACAGCUAUUGUUGUAUUUCGAGUGCUGCAAUACUAUGAUUUAGAUGAACUGAUAGAUCUAAUAAAGCAUUCGUGUGCCUACGCUGCGGAUACAUUUGUAACGGCCAUGGCGAAGACGUUAGAAGUGAUUUUAAAAUUCUUUGAAUGAAUGGAUUUAAUUUCAAACUACUAUCCGAACUGCACAAAUGAGUUGGAGCCAAAAAGACAUAUGCUUCCUAUUCUUUUAUGCCAUUAAUAAGUACCUAAAAUUAUGUUUUUAUAAUGUAUUUUUUUUUUAAAUUAUAUUGAUGUAUAUAUAUAUAUUUUUGUAAAUUUGUUCAGUGUACAUUGGAAAUGUCUAAAUUUUUGCAUUGUAAAUAAAAUUUCCUUACCAAAAUUUUACAAAUACGAAA
This is a messenger RNA of Musca domestica (house fly), 809 nucleotides long. RefSeq lists its product as uncharacterized. Bases 209 to 565 code for a protein of 118 amino acids. The transcript is spliced from 4 exons. The record is from RefSeq and is a predicted model, not a curated record. NCBI's taxonomy places the organism in Eukaryota, Metazoa, Arthropoda, Insecta, Diptera, Muscidae.